AUGGUGGAAUAUUUUAGUAGAAUAGAACAAGAGUCAGGGAUUGAGUUACUGAAGAAAGCAACUAAUCUUGGACAUGAAGUAGCUGCAUACAUGCUCGGAUUAAUCCUCUUGUGCACUAAUUACCCACUAAAAGAUCAAGCUUUAGAAAUUCUACAAAAAGUAGAGCAAGGAUGUUCACCAUCAUCAUCAGCAAAGAUUAAAAAAUGUCGUAAUCGAUUGAAGGAGAUACUCAAGCACAUGUGGACUAGUACUGUUUCUGUCCCAAAACCAGCUGAACCCAUUAUCCCACACAGUUUAGUCUGCAAUAAGAGAAAUGGAUUGAUUAAUUCUUCUGGGUGGUUAUCAAUUGAAGAUGAAGAACCUCCAAAUUGUGAAGCUUGUAAAUGGGAUCGGGAAAUUGUUCUGCUUAGGAAUGUGCUACAUGCAACAUCAUAG
Molecule: messenger RNA, 435 nt
Organism: Telopea speciosissima
Lineage: Eukaryota; Viridiplantae; Streptophyta; Magnoliopsida; Proteales; Proteaceae
Exons: 1
Coding region: 1-435 (144 amino acids)
Source: RefSeq, a predicted model, not a curated record